CUUCACCAUCUCUCAUUUUUCAGACAAUGCUUUGAAAUACGUUAUGGAGCAGCACAAUUCAUUGCAUUUGCUCAUCUCCUGCUCCCACGUACAAUACAGAGACAUUCUCUCCAGAAUCAUAUUCCCUCUAAAAGCCUGUUUUCUGCCGUGCUCUGCUCAGUGCCUAUGAGGGAAACGUGCAGCCGCUUGAUAAAUACGCUGCGGAAAACACCAGCGAGGCGGCUGUCUGCCUGCAGGAGAGGAAUAGCUGAAGGGAGAAGCAGUAAAUCAGGUGUCUCGCGGAGCUGUUCCUCCUGCCACAUGCUGCCGGUGAGUGCUAGCAUCGCCGCUCUCCGCAGUGCCGCCUGAACCGGCCCCAGCGAUGGGGGACUCUCCGACCAGCGCGGUGGGCAGAGGCACGGACGCGUGCUGCCAGGACACGCCGGUGGAGCUGGCAGAGCGGGUGGCAGCCAUCGCUGUGGCUGUUAGCCCGGACAGAAGUGACCAAAAUGGUGAGGACAACGCCGAAGAAAACGACACGGUCUUUUCUGAAAACGUAAAAGACAUCCAGAGAAAUGGAGUCAGCAGUGACGUGGGAACGACCGAGUUCCUGCCCUCCCGACAGCCCGAGGAUGCUCACUGGAGGCACGGUUCCAAGAGACCUCUCGCUAGACCUGUCCUAUCCAGCAGGAAGUUGUCUCUCCAGGAAAGGUCGUCGGGAGGUUAUUUGGCUUCGAGCAACUCUCCAGGUUUUGGUGCUUAUGCCACGGGGCCAUCACCGAGGAUAAUGAGGAGACCAACGAUCGAGUCCAAUCGGGUCUCCAUCUCGGAUGCCGAGGACUGCGUGCAGUUAAACCAGUACAAGCUGCAGAGUGAAAUAGGCAAGGGUUCCUACGGUGUUGUGAAGCUGGCCUACAACGAGAACGACGACAAGUACUACGCUAUGAAAGUCCUCUCCAAAAAGAAGCUCCUGAAGCAGUAUGGAUUUCCACGUCGGCCUCCUCCUAGAGGGUCUAAAGCAUCCACUGGAGAGCAGCCAAAGCCAAUGGCACCGCUGGACAGAGUCUAUCAGGAAAUAGCCAUAUUGAAGAAGCUGGACCACGUCAACAUCGUUAAGCUGAUAGAGGUCCUUGAUGAUCCUGCAGAGGACAACCUGUACAUGGUGUUUGACCUCCUGAGGAAAGGGCCUGUCAUGGAGGUACCAAGCGAGCAGCCGUUCAGCGAGGACCAGGCCCGGCUCUACUUCCGAGACAUCGUCCUGGGCAUCGAGUACUUGCACUACCAGAAGAUCAUUCACCGGGACAUCAAGCCUUCCAACUUGCUCCUAGGAGACGACGGGCACGUCAAAAUCGCGGAUUUUGGAGUCAGCAAUCAGUUUGAAGGGAACGAUGCCCAGCUGUCCAGCACAGCAGGGACACCAGCCUUCAUGGCACCAGAGGCCAUUUCAGACACUGGCAAAAGUUUCAGUGGAAAGGCACUUGAUGUAUGGGCCAUGGGGAUCACCCUGUACUGCUUUGUUUACGGGAAGUGCCCUUUUAUAGAUGAAUAUAUUCUAGGUCUUCAUAACAGGAUCAAGAACAAGCCUGUGGAGUUUCCAGAAGAAGCACAGAUAAGUGACGAGCUCAAGGAUCUGAUCCUACGCAUGCUGGAUAAAAAUCCAGAAACGAGGAUAACAGUCCCCGAAAUUAAGGUGCAUCCGUGGCUAACCAAGAGUGGGGAGGAGCCCCUGCCGCUGGAAGAAGAGCACUGUACCGUGGUGGAGGUGACGGAGGAGGAGGUGAAAAACUCAGUGAAGACGAUCCCGAGUUUGCCAGCUGUGAUCCUAGUGAAGGCCAUGCUAAGAAAACGCUCCUUUGGAAACCCAUUCGAGGUCCAGACCAGACGGGAGGAGAGGUCCAUGUCCGCUCCAGGGAACUUGCUAAUAAAACAAGGGAGCAGAGAAGGAGGCAGGGACCCGGAGCUGCCUGACGUGUGUGAAGAUGAAGCUACGUCCUGAAGCCACGUGGUGCCGCAGGCUGCUCGCUCCCGUGCUGCUGUUGUGCCCAUCACGGUGUUGUCUAGCACACAUCCGCCCUCAUCGCCAAGUCUGGGGCCUGCAAAGCAAAAAACAAAACCGACCAACCGACCUAGCGAACCGACCAGGAGGAAAAGAGCAGCAAUAAAGCAAAGAGCGGAUCCUGGGGUAGCUCAGCUGGCAGAGGGCUGGCUCGGCCUCAUGGGCAGCUGCGUUCCUCACGCGAGGUGUCCGUGCGCUCCUCCAUGUGUGCCUUGCUCUCCACUUGUGCUUCACGUGUCAGCUUUGUAGAUGGGUGUCUUGACGAACGAAUGUGGUUUUAUUUGUAAUGCAACAAACCAAACGUUGUCUCUUGGGUUGUUCGCCCUGGAGACCUUUUUCUUGCUUUUUGCAUUCUCUGUUUCAAAGAUCAGGAAAAAAAAAUGACAUCGCAGUCAGGUCUUAUACCAGAGGGCGACUGUUCCAAUGAAUGCACAGGUAAAGCACUUGUGUACCAGGACACAGGCCUGCUCCUGUUGGAGUUGGUGGCAAAAUAUCUGUUGACAGCAGUUGAACGAAGACGAGAUCUUCCUUUUGGAGCUUACACUGUCGAUCUCUCUGCCUUUUCUUUUCCUUUCAUCCUUUCUUUUUUCCUUCUCCUUUCAUCCCUUAACUUCUGCGCGGUGUAAAUCCCGACAACACCGAUAGCUUCAUUCAGUGGCGUCAGGGACAAGAACUACGCGAUACUCCCUGGAACAUGCAGGGAGCCUUUGGAUGCUGCAGAGCUCUGGACCAUCGGGAUGCGCUUUUACACAGAAAGGCUUCGUGCACUGGGGACAUCUGCUGAUGAAAUUGCUCUUCCCAGAAAGACGCGAUUUCACUCCAUCAGCUGCACCCAGGCCUGUGCACGUGCGUGUUGUACUGAAUGCAGAGAGGUGGCAGGUUCGGCGUCCGUGUCAUUUAAGGGUGAAUUCCUUUCUCACUCAUCUCUUAGCUCCUUUAAAAUUGCGUACCUGAUGCUUUUAAACUGAUUUCCUGAUAAAUGGCCCAAACUGGGAGAGCUCUCUAGGAUGGAAAACGGUGGCGGAGGGCUUUUAGGCUAAGGGAAACUGCAGAACACAAAUGAGAUCAAAUCAAAACUCGAUCUUUUGUUUCUUAAGGCUUUAGUUUUUAAUUUCAUUUUACGACUGAUUCUUAUGCACGUGCUGAUGCUGCUGUUUUAUCCGUAGUUUGCUUCUAGCCUUGGCAUCAGAAGCCUCAUCUCUACGUUUUGACAACAGGUGAGAGAUUGCACUCAAAGGGCAAUGCGGUCACUUCAGCGGCUGCUGACUGUACAGACUGCGUAUAAUCAGGAAUUUCACUCUUGCACUCCAAGAGUAAAAGCCAGUGACAUCCAUCCACCAAAAGACAUGUCAGCAUUUUUCCUGGAGCUUUAGAGGGUCUGAACGUGCCCCGGAAAGCCAACGGGACUGAAUUUGUAUCGUACUUAAAGGACACAAAUUUGGUUCCUGCAUAA
This is a messenger RNA of Oxyura jamaicensis (ruddy duck), 3488 nucleotides long. It is a transcript of the gene CAMKK1, whose product is annotated as calcium/calmodulin dependent protein kinase kinase 1. Gene Ontology annotation, biological process: protein phosphorylation; activation of protein kinase activity; CAMKK-AMPK signaling cascade. The coding region runs from base 362 to 1975 and encodes 537 amino acids. Gene Ontology annotation, molecular function: protein kinase activity; ATP binding. The transcript has 16 exons. The record is from RefSeq and is a predicted model, not a curated record. Lineage: Eukaryota; Metazoa; Chordata; Aves; Anseriformes; Anatidae.